Molecule: messenger RNA, 896 nt
Organism: Daldinia caldariorum
Lineage: Eukaryota; Fungi; Ascomycota; Sordariomycetes; Xylariales; Hypoxylaceae
Product: acetyltransferase
Exons: 2
Coding region: 83-811 (242 amino acids)
Molecular function (GO): protein N-terminal-serine acetyltransferase activity; protein-N-terminal-alanine acetyltransferase activity
Source: RefSeq, a predicted model, not a curated record
CCUAACUUUAUAAUUUUAUCGCUUCAACUCUCAAGUACAUGCUAAACCCUCCGACCUCUCUUUCGCACACUAGGUUGCAACCAUGGCGAGUCGUGCUCCCAACCCUCUAGGGGCAAUCGUUAGCACCGACCCAGCUCGACGUCCGUCCCGGAAUACCAGGUUGGCGGGCCGUUAUGUGACGCUAGUCGGGUUGUCCGCAGCGCACGCUGAUCCGCUGUAUCCACAUAUAUCGGGGCCCGACAACGCGCAUCUCUGGGACUACAUGUUUGACGGGCCGUACGAUGAUAUUGCCGCGUUCCGCUCUACUCUGAAAGCUAGGGAGACUAGCCGAGAUCCCGUCUUUUAUGCCAUAUUGUCAAAUAAGAAGCUCGCAGAAGCAGGACAUGAUGGUAAGGAGGAUGAUGCGGUUGUCGGUAUCGCUAGUUACCUGAGAAUCGACCCGGGGAACCGCUCUAUCGAGGUCGGUCACCUCAUGUACUCGCCGCAGCUGCAGCGCACACCCGCUGCUACCGAGGCUAUGUACCUAAUGUUGCGACACGCAUUCGAGGACCUAGGGUACCGAAGGUACGAAUGGAAAUGCAACUCUCUCAACGAGCCAAGUCGGAGGGCGGCCUUGCGUCUCGGAUUCACGUACGAGGGGCUCUUCAGGAAGCAUUUUAUUGCCAAAGGCCGCAGCAGAGAUACCACGUGGUACUCUAUCGUCGACGACGAGUGGCCCGGUGUUAAACAAGCGCUCGAGGCUUGGUUGGAUCCUGCGAAUUUCGACGGCGAAAAUAAGCAGCUGAAGAAGCUGGAGGAAUGUAAACGAUGAGAUUCUUCUUAUAGACAUAUCCAACGGCUUUAAGCGUAUUCGUGGUUUAUUAAUUAAAUUCAUUUAACUCACUGUCGUGUGAUCG